AUGAGAGAUGCUGUGGCGAGGAGCACCUGCGACUUGCGCGCCCUCUGCGUGCGGAAGCAUUUAUCUUAUCCUUACCAGAACACUCGGGCCAAUGCGCCCCCCGAUAUGUGCCGCUUGAUUUAUGAAGAUUUGAAGAUUGCCGCGCAGAGUGGGAGCGAUGUGGAAAAACCGGUGCCAGCGAAUAUGUGGGAAGCCCCGCCCGAGGGCAUACGGCAGCGGAGUCCCAUCAAGUCGAGCACGCGAUGGCUCAUAGAACAAGAGCGAACCAAAGCGGCCCUAAGAUUGCGUGAGGCGUCAGGGAUUGCUACGAGCGUUGAUAGGAGACCGCUCGAGGCGUUCGGGCGGCGAUUUGCGGAAUCGGCCGCGAUACGCGCCCUCCCGGGAUCCCUUAGGGUUGACGACCGCCGUCUAGAUAGAUCUCACCAUUGCCCACGACGUGAGCCG
Iphiclides podalirius (scarce swallowtail) is the source of this 444-nucleotide messenger RNA. Lineage: Eukaryota; Metazoa; Arthropoda; Insecta; Lepidoptera; Papilionidae. The record is from the annotation of a GenBank genome assembly.